Molecule: messenger RNA, 2667 nt
Organism: Phycodurus eques (leafy seadragon)
Lineage: Eukaryota; Metazoa; Chordata; Actinopteri; Syngnathiformes; Syngnathidae
Product: oxysterol-binding protein 1-like
Cellular component (GO): cytosol; intracellular membrane-bounded organelle; membrane
Molecular function (GO): sterol binding
Source: RefSeq, a predicted model, not a curated record
CGAGCUGCAACUAGUGUGGCACCGGGUGGACCCACCUAGCACCAUAGGCUAGAUAGAAGUAGCUAGGUCUAGUUGUGCGCAGCUGUACAACGGACACUAUUCACACGCUUUUUGAGAAAUGAUUCAUCCACUCAACGGCGGCAUUUCAGUCUGUAGCACCGCCUGCUGCUUUUUGCACGUUUUUCGCCGCGUUUUGUCCCCCAUUGUCGACGUUAGCGUGCUGGUCAGUUAGCCUCGGUGAGCUAAGUAGCCAGCUUUACCUACUGUUCUAGGUGUCAAAAUUUGCAGUGACUUCAUUGGGUUGCUUGAGCAACUAACAGCUUUGGGACACGUCAAGGGUUCUACACAUUGGUGUGUGGGUUCCGGUGGGUGUCAUGUCCGAGCCCAAGACAGCCACUCCAACCCCUGCUGGAGACACAUACAAGGGAUGGGUGUUCAAGUGGACGAAUUACAUCAAGGGUUAUCAGCGGCGCUGGUUCGUCUUGAGCAAUGGCUUGUUGUCCUACUACAGGACUCAGGCGGAAAUGGGGCACACGUGCCGCGGCACCAUCAAUCUGGCGACGGCGACCAUCACGGUGGACGACGCGUGCAACUUCGUCAUCUCUAACGGCGGCGCGCAGACGUACCACCUGAAGGCCAGCUGCGAGGUGGAGCGACAGCGCUGGAUCACCGCGCUGGAGCUGGCCAAGGCCAAAGCGGCACGACUUCAGCCCGAGUCGGAUGACUCAGGUGACGACUUCUCCCAGUCCCCCCCGACCGCACCCUCCGGCAAAGGCGGCGGCGGCCCGCAGAAUUCCGAAGUCCAGUCGGCGCUCCGGACCCUGGGCAGCAAGGUGGAGGAUCUGAGCACGUGCAACGAUCUCAUCUCCAAGCACGGCUCCGCUCUCCAGAGGUCUUUGUCGGAGCUGGACAGUUUGCGUCUGACGGGAGAGGCGGGAGAUAAAAUUCGUCAGGUGACGGAGAGAGCCACGCUGUUCCGCAUCACCUCCAACGCAAUGAUCAAUGCGUGUAGAGACUUCCUGGCGCUGGCGCAGGCGCACAGCAAACGUUGGCAGAAGGCGCUGCAGGCGGAGCGGGAGCAGCGGGUGCGACUGGAGGAGACUCUGGAGCAGCUGGCCAAGCAGCACAACCACCUGGAGCGAGCCUUCCGCGGGGCCGCCGCGCAGGCCAACGCCACCGCCGACAAUAAGAGCGCCGUGGGAGCGGCAAAGGGCGAGGCCAGCGACGAGGAUGACGACAACGAGUUCUUUGACGCCGUGGAAGAAGCAGCCGAGUUCAUCACCGUUCCCGCGGACCCUCACUUCCACAAGAGGUCGAGCAGUAACGCCAGCGGAUUCAAUAGUGAAAUGUGUUCAGAUGAUCAGUCGCUGAACGAGGAGCCUCUGGCCAUGAGCCAGGAGUCGCCCUCGCAGGAGUUGUUGCCGCUGAAGAAGAGGCGCACGCGCAUCCCAGACAAGCCCAACUACUCCCUCAACCUGUGGAGCAUCAUGAAAAACUGCAUCGGCAAGGAGCUCUCUAAGAUUCCCAUGCCCGUGAACUUCAACGAGCCCAUUUCUAUGCUGCAGCGUCUGUCCGAGGACCUGGAGUACCACGACUUGCUGGACAAGGCGACCAAGUGCCACAGCUCGCUGGAGCAGAUGUGCUACGUGGCCGCCUUCUCCGUGUCCUCCUACUCCACCACCGUCCACCGCACGGGCAAGCCCUUCAACCCGCUGCUGGGCGAGACGUACGAGCUGGACCGCCGGCGGGAGAGCGGCUACCGCUCCCUCUGCGAGCAGGUCAGUCACCACCCGCCGGCCGCGGCCCAUCACGCCAUCUCCGAUCGAGGCUGGACUCUAAGGCAGGAAAUCACCGUCGCGAGCAAAUUUCGGGGAAAAUAUCUCUCCAUCAUGCCGUUAGGCACCAUUCACGCCAUCUUUGAGAAGGGCAACAAUCACUACACGUGGAAGAAAGUGACCACCACAGUGCACAACAUCAUAGUUGGGAAACUCUGGAUUGACCAGUCGGGAGAGAUCGACGUGGUGAACCACACCACCGGAGACCGCUGCCAUUUGAAGUUUGCGCCUUACAGUUACUUUUCCAGAGACGUGGCUCGAAAGGUGACCGGCGUGGUGAUGGACAAGGAAGGCAAGGCCCACUACGUGUUGUCGGGCACGUGGGAUGAGAAGAUGGAGUUUUCCCGAGUGAUGCAAAGCACCCGCGGCGGGGAGAACGGCUCCGAGGGCAAACAAAAGACAGUCUACCAAACGCUGAAAGCCAGAGAGGUGUGGCGGAAGAACCCUUUGCCUGAAAGCGCGGACACCAUGUACUACUUCACCGCCUUGGCGCUCACGCUAAACGAGCCCGAGGAGCCCGUGGCGCCCACAGACAGCCGGCGCCGACCCGACCAGCGGCUCAUGGAGGACGGUCGCUGGGACGAGGCCAACAGCGAGAAGCAGCGGCUGGAAGAGAAGCAGCGCAUCGCCCGGCGCGAACGCGAGCGCGAGGCUCUCAGCCAGCGCACCUCCAGCCACUCCGAUGAAGGCGCACCUCACGACCUCUACAAGGCACUUUGGUUCGAGCGCUGCCAGGACCGGAUCACAGGUGAGCAGGUCCACAUCUAUAAGGGCGGCUACUGGGAAGCCAAGGAGCGCGGCUGCUGGGAGGGCUGCCCAGACAUAUUUUGAC